AUGCCUAAACGCAUUCCUUUCCACGUCGUUUACGCAACAAGUGAAGACAGCAACUAUCCAGCAUGCGAACUAAACGCCCAAGGUCCAGCAGCGCGUGGAUGGCGGAGCGCUGGAGCUCCGCCCCACGAACUGCUCCUACGACUGACGUGCGUCACCAGUCUCCACAAAUUACAACUGCUGGCACACCAUCAGCUUAUACCUGCCUGCGUAGAGGUAUUGGUGUCAGGUGGGUUGGUGUCCGAAGGCGCGGCGACACCGUGUGGGGCGACUUACACUAGUGUGGGUCGCGUCUCACUCGCCAGACCAACACCACAAGCUCGGACGAGAGAACUCAGAUCUGCCGCUCUCCCAGAACCCACUAUAGCACGCUUUGUAAAACUCAGACUAUCGGGCCCUCAUCCUCCAGCCGGCGACAAUGAUCAGGUAGCACUGAUGGCCGUUAACGUUCUUGGUGAUGAAAUAGAUGAAGUUGGAAAUACCACGCCUGUAACCCCAAAAUCCGAGCCAACCUUUUCUCCAUACGAUGAUCUGGCGUUCGUUAUGUAUGUUGACAACGAGAUAGCCGAUCUGGUUAGGAAUUUAGAUGAAAAGAAAAAGACUGCUGUAUCUGAGGAACGAUUUGAAUACGCACGACGUCUGAAGUCCGCAGCAUCUGCUCUCGCUGCUGCUGGUAUACGGAUAGGUCGCUGGAGGCUACGAAAAAGAACUGCUGCGGCAAGAGACGACUUCGAGUUGGCGAGGAGGAUGCGAGACAGAAUUGCAGACGCGUUGACUGGAGUUAAAGAAGAUCCGCAGCUAUGCAGACUCUUCGAAGAGGAUGGGCCGGAUUCCCGCAAUGACUCGUCGAUGCCUCAAGCCUACGACUUCUCCCACCAUUUAUCACCAUCAGUGGUUGCCGGCUCCCUCAGUCUGGACAUACCAUCACCUGUUCCACCUAUUGACAACGAGGGCGAACCACCGGAGCAGGAAUUCGUAAACGGCGUAGAGGAUGAAGAAGUUAAUAAUGUUCCUAGUACACCACUGAAAACAAGUCAAGAAGAUAUACCGACACAAAUCGUUCAACCCCCUUCAGAACCUGUGGAGGAUAAAACACAUAUUACAAAGAAGGAAGAAGAAGAAUUAAGAAAAGACACUGACAGUCCUCGUAGGAGCAUUACACCAAAUGCUGCUAAUGGUACAUUAGUUAGACGAAGAAAUAAAAGCGCCGGACCAAGAUCGACGUUUGAAGCCUAUGAAGAAAGACUGUUACCAGCAUUGAGACAUUCGCACACGAAUGAGUUCCUCCGAGAGGCGCGGGAAGCCCGAGAGGAGGAGUGCAGUGGGGGCAGUGCCCCCGUGGCCCGGGCUCCACACAGGCUUACUGAAAGAGAGCGAAAGCAAGCUGCUCUACCCAUCCUGAUCUUUGGGUAUCCUUUGGUUGAGAAAUUCUACUCGAAGAACUAUUUGGACAAAGAAGAGGGCCUCUCCCGACUGCGUGGGGAACUAACAACGCCCUCAAACGGCAGCAGCAAGACGUCGCCCAACAAGACAGCGCGCGCCGCAGCCACGCUGCUGCAGAGAGCGCUACGAGAUAAAGUUUUCUCGGUGUACAGCCAAGCCAAUGAGGUCGUCAUCGCGCUGUUUAAGGAGUUUGUUCCGGACAGAGUUUGCGCAGCAGAAGUUGGCCGGUGUAUAGACAAGUUACUCCCAGAGCUUCUCAGAGCAUGUGGCGACCCUGCGCCCAGGAUACAUUCAACAGCACAGCACACCGUACUCACAGUGGCCGAAUGCCCGCAAGUCAGGAGUCUCCACAUCAUUCCGCAGCAGUUGGUGCGUCCAGUAACCGCCUCCAUGCAUCCACGGCUUGCGCUCUCUCGUCUGCAAAUACUCGAGCAGCUCAUACUUAGUCAUGGCAUCUCCACUGAUAAAAACAGCGGAUUAACAGUCCGUCGUCUUGCGGAAUGUGGCGCAGCUGGUGCCCAACAUGCGGCAGGAUCUGUACGGGCUGCGGCAGAGAGAAUACUGCUUGCGGCGUACACCCGCUCCCCCAGAGUCGUCAGAGCUCAACUGCCUCCAGACGAUGCCGUCACAAGACGCAACUUGAUCUACAGGCAUUUGUUCCAGCAGUUUGAUAGAAUUGAUAUGCAAAAAAUGCUAAACCAGGCACCUACAGAAGAAGAACUCUUGAACGGCGCGGACCAAUCAACCGCGGACACUGUUCACGAAACCUCUAGCAUCGCUCAAUCCACAAGAUCAGGCACCACUGCGUCUGGGAUGACGUCAUCAGGAAUGACUUCCUCGCUCAUGACGUCGUCAAUCGGUGCCACCUCCUCAUACAGCCUGAAGUCAAGCGCCAGUGGGGCCACUUUAGCUCCGUCUAGUUUGAGCGGUAGUUUGACAACUUCAAGAACAAAGAGUAGCCUAAAGAAAUCUCCUACGAAGAAGUAUACCCCCAGUCGGACUGCGAAGGAUUUUUCUAACUACCCUGGAUAUAACAAGUUAAGAUUGGACAGCGCUGUCAGCCCUAAACAUUCGCCAAGAACUACUGCUGUGGGUAAUGAAAAGGUACAUUUUCAAGAAAACCAAACGGAAGGAGUAAUAUACCGUCGAACAAAUCGUAACACGGAGAACCGACACUCGAUGAUCCACUACGACCACGACACCUCCAAGCCCCAGCUAAAGGAACGUCCAGUUACAGUUUACGAGCCUUUACAUAUUGACUAUAGAGACUCACCAACUAUUGGCUCGCCGAAAACAACCAAAAACGAUCGAAGUCUAGAUUCUCUACCAAUGGAUUCUCCACAAAUGUCCAGACACGAAUUGAGAUCUGAUUCGGACUGCAGAAGUCUGGACUCACCAAAGAUCAAAGCGGAGUUCUUUAAGGAUAUACCAUUGGAUUCACCGAAGUUGGUCGCUGGGUUGAGGAAUUUUCAUUUGGAGGAGAGCAGCCAGAUGGAUGAAAGUGGUUAUUAUAGUCCAGAAAGAAGACAACAGAUCGCUAAUAAUGAGCAGCAAUAUGAAAGCUACGAGGCUGUAGGAGUUGAUGUCAGCACCGAAACUACGCCUGAACCAGUGUGCAACACAACAUGCACGUGGUGUGGACGUCGUGUGCGCUCGACAGCGCUGGAGGUUCACUACUGGCGACGAUGUGUCCUGCUGGCUCGCUGUCCACAUUGCCGCGUAGCGCUUGAAGCGAGGGGACUCCACGCACAUCUGCUAGAAGAGUGUUCGCUCAGUGAGGGCCUGUGGAAGCCGUGUCAGAAGUGCGGUGCGGCGCUUCGUGUCGAUGAGAGCGAAUAUCACGUCAACUGUAUACCUUUAGGCCUAGAUGAAUGGAAAUGCCCAUAUUGCCUAACAAACGUGUUAGCUCGUGAUCUACCUUGGCAGCGCCAUCUGAUGCAGUGUCCACGAAACCCACGACGUUCACAAACUUAG
Molecule: messenger RNA, 3414 nt
Organism: Parnassius mnemosyne (clouded apollo)
Lineage: Eukaryota; Metazoa; Arthropoda; Insecta; Lepidoptera; Papilionidae
Source: the annotation of a GenBank genome assembly